Scophthalmus maximus (turbot) is the source of this 4229-nucleotide messenger RNA. RefSeq names its product nardilysin b (N-arginine dibasic convertase) (gene nrd1b). The coding region runs from base 219 to 3509 and encodes 1096 amino acids. Gene Ontology annotation, molecular function: metal ion binding; metalloendopeptidase activity. NCBI's taxonomy places the organism in Eukaryota, Metazoa, Chordata, Actinopteri, Pleuronectiformes, Scophthalmidae. The transcript is spliced from 31 exons. The record is from RefSeq and is a predicted model, not a curated record. Gene Ontology annotation, biological process: proteolysis.
ACAACGAACAAAACGUGUUGUCUCGUGUUUGUGCCGUAACGUUUCUCCGAGCAGCCGCGGGUUGAAUGAAACUCACCGCGGCUCAGACUGUGGUGGCUGAACUACAGGAUUAUCGAAGGCUAACGUGGGAGCUAACCGAGUUAGCAUCUCACCCUGCCGGUUAAACACCGGUUAAGUUUGACCGUUAACGAGUCACUGUAGCACUCCAGAGGAGAAACAUGCCUCAGACCAACAAGUCUCAGAGCGCCGGCUGUGCACCGGGACAGGCGUCCGCCCCGGACCAGGGCGAGCCGCCGCCACCGGCGUCAGCAGACGACUCCAGGACCCAGGCGGCUGCCGCCAGCGACGACGAUGACGUAGAGAUCAUCAAAUCACCCAGUGACCCAAAGAAAUACAGGUACAUCGAGCUGAGCAACGGUCUGCGAGCGCUCCUCAUCUCCGACUUCAGCGGCUCCGACAUGAAGGACGAAAACGGAGAGGACAAGGCGAGUGAGGAGGAGGAGGAGGAGGAGGGGAAAGGGGAAGACGAAGGGGACUCUGGCGAGGGGUCGGAGGAGGACGAGGAGGACAAGGAAGAAGCGGAGCAGGACAGCGACUUUGAGGAGCUGGACGAGGAGAACACAGAGGAGAAGAAGAAGGGAGGGAGCUCCGAGAAGCAGGCGGCAGCGGCUCUGUGCAUCAGCGUGGGGAGCUUCAGUGACCCGGACGACCUGCCCGGCCUCGCCCACUUCCUGGAACACAUGGUGUUCAUGGGCAGUGAGAAAUACCCGGCGGAGAACGGUUUUGACGCCUUCCUGAAGAAGCACGGAGGAAGUGACAAUGCCUCCACCGACUGCGAGAGAACCAUCUUUCAGUUCGACGUGCAGAGGAAGUAUUUCAGAGAGGCGCUCGACAGGUGGGCUCAGUUCUUCAUCUGUCCUCUGAUGAUUGAAGACGCCAUUGACAGAGAGGUGGAGGCCGUGGACAGCGAGUAUCAGCUGGCGAGGCCGUCGGACGCGCACCGGAAGGAGAUGCUGUUCGGGAGUCUGGCAAAACCUGGACACCCUAUGAGCAAAUUCUGCUGGGGAAACGCUCAGACAUUAAAACACGAGCCCAGAGAGAAACAGAUCAACACGUACCAGCGGCUAAGGCACUUCUGGAGGAGAUAUUACUCUGCUCACUACAUGACGCUCGCCGUUCAGUCCAAAGAGACGCUGGACACUCUGGAGCAGUGGGUGAGAGAAAUCUUCAUCAACGUUCCCAAAAAUGGUGAACCUCAACCCGACUUCUCUCACCUCCAGCAGCCGUUCGACACGCCGGCCUUCAACAAGCUCUACAGAGUUAUCCCUGUGAGGAAGGUUCACGCUUUGACCAUCAGCUGGGCCGUUCCUCCACAGGGGAAGCACUACAGAGUGAAGCCUCUUCACUACAUCUCCUGGCUGAUCGGACACGAAGGAACCGGCAGCAUCUUGUCUCUGCUCAGGAGGAAGUGCUGGGCUCUGGCUCUGUUCGGAGGAAACAGCGAGACGGGCUUCGAUCAAAACACCACCUACUCCAUCUUCUCCAUCUCCAUCACCCUCACUGACCAGGGCUACCAGAACUUCUACCAGGUUGUGGAUUUUGUGUUCCAGUAUCUGAAGAUGCUCCAGACUCUGGGUCCCCAGCAGAGGAUCUAUGAGGAAAUUCAAAAGAUAGAAGCCAAUGAGUUCCACUAUCAGGAGCAGACGGAUCCCAUCGAGUUCGUGGAGAACAUCUGUGAGAACAUGCAGCUGUUUCCCAAAGAUGACUUCCUGACCGGGGACCAGCUCAUGUUCGAGUUUGACCCGCAGGUGAUCAGUGCGGCUCUGUCGCUGUUGACUCCCGACAGAUCAAACCUGCUGCUGCUGUCCCCAGAAAACGAAGGACAAUGUUCACUCAGAGAGAAAUGGUUCGGUACCUGCUACAGCAUGGAGGAGAUUCCGGAGACGUGGACUCGGCGCUGGGCCGGAGACUUCGAACUGAACCCUGAGCUUCACCUUCCUGCCGAAAACAAGUUCAUCGCGACGGAUUUCACCCUGAAGGCGGCGGACUGUCCAGACUCAGAGUUUCCUGUCAGGGUCGUUAACAACGAGCGCGGCUGCCUGUGGUACAAGAAGGACAAUAAGUUCAAGAUCCCCAAAGCUUAUGUUCGUUUCAACUUGAUCUCCCCGAUGAUCCAGAGGAGUCCUGAGAAUCUCGUCCUGUUCGACCUCUUCGUCAACAUCCUGGCUCACAACCUGGCGGAGCCGGCGUACGAGGCCGACGUGGCUCAGCUGGAGUACAAGCUGGUGGCCGGGGAGCACGGACUGGUGAUCCGGCUGAAAGGCUUCAACCACAAACUGCCGCUGCUGUUGAGGCUGAUCGUGGAUCAUCUGACCGACUUCAGCGCCGAGUCCGGCGUCUUCUCCAUGUUCUCUGAGCAGCUGAAGAAAACCUACUUCAACAUCCUCAUCAAACCAGAGCGCCUGGGAAAGGAUGUUCGUCUGAUGAUCCUCGAACACUGUCGCUGGUCCGUCAUCCAGAAGUAUCAGGCCGUGACGAAGGGUCUGACCGUGGACGACCUCAUGACCUUCGUCAGCGGGCUGAAGGCGGAGCUCUACACAGAGGGGCUGGUGCAGGGGAACUUCACCAGUGUGGAGUCCAAGGAGUUUCUGCAGAACUUCACUGAGAAGCUGCAGUUCCAGCCUCUGCCUGCAGAGGUCCCCGUCCUGUUCCGUGUGGUGGAGCUGCCUCAGAAGAAUCAUCUGUGUAAAGUCAAAUCUCUCAACAAGGGCGACGCCAACUCUGAGGUCACCGUCUAUUACCAGUCGGGGUUGAAGAACCUCAGAGACCACGCCCUCAUGGAGCUGAUGGUGAUGCACAUGGAGGAGCCGUGCUUCGACUUCCUCCGGACGAAGGAGACGCUCGGGUACCAGGUGUACCCGACCUGCAGGAACACCUCCGGAGUCCUGGGCUUCUCCGUAACCGUGGAAACGCAGGCCACCAAGUUCAGCACGGAGUUCGUGGAGGCGAAGAUUGAGGAGUUCUUGGCGAGUUUCGGGCAGCGUCUGUCGGCUCUGAGCGACGAGGCGUUCAGGACGCAGGUGACGGCGCUGGUCAAGCUGAAGGAGUGCGAGGACGCUCACCUGGGCGAGGAGGUGGACCGCAACUGGUUCGAGGUGGUCACACAGCAGUACGUGUUCGACCGGCUCAACAAGGAGAUUGAGGCUCUGAAGCUCUUCAGGCAGCCGGAGCUCGUCUCCUGGUUCCUGCAGCACCGGAGCAACAGCAGCAGGAAGCUCAGCGUUCACGUGGUCGGUUUCGGGCUGGAGGAGAACGACCCUCCGGACCAGGGCGCCGCCUGCGGCCCCGGCGACUCCGACGGCCCGCCCGCCUCGGCCUACGGCGAAGUCAGCGAGCUGACCUUCCUGUCGGCAACCUCGCCGUCGCUCCAGGACGCCGCGCUCAUCACCGACAUCAGAGCGUUCACUUCUUCCCUCCGCCUCCACCCCUACCACAAAAUCCUCAGCUAAGGCCAUUCCCACAUCUGCAAGCAAAAAGACUUCCUCGUCUCAUCUCUGUCAGAGAUCAAUACGGUAACCAUGGCGAUGGCUAGCAUUCGUAAUCCCACUGUUUUUGACCGAAGAAGAACUGAGACGUUUCAGAUGUCAGUUAUAUUCUGUUAUGUGAUAAUGCUGCAUUCAGGGCCCGGAGGAAAACGUAGCUCUGAGAUUCUCACAAAUAAAUCAUGUCCGAGGUAAAUAAUUCAAUUCCAGCUGAUUUUAAUUUUGAAUUAUGGUUAAUGAGGAAAAAUGGCUUAAACAAGUAAUCAGUUAUUAAAAUAUUACAUGUAUUAAUUUGACUAAGAUUUUAAACGCGAGUGUCGGGGUGAGACUUUCUCCUCGUUGCUCUGUAACUGUGAAAUGAUUUAGAUUUUUCCCAGGUCAAGUGAAUGCAGCAUGACGACUCAGGGCUCUGGUUUGUUAUUAGUGAUGACGAUCAUGUUCACACUGUAAUGUUGAGUUUGUGGAGGAUUUACAUGAAGAGGAGAAUGUAUAUCUGAUGUUUAAUCUCAGAAUGUAUUGUGAUAGUUGGAGUGAGCCACUAAAUCUGGUGGAUUCGUCUUUAAUGAGCUACAUUUGCAUUUCAAGGACAAUUAAAGAUACCAACGUAAAUACAUCAUGAAAUGUUCAGUUUUGUUUCUUCAUCCUGUCAUUGACAUGAUCAUUAAAAACAUGUUCAUGUGUUUGUAA